UGCGUUCUGGAGCACAGCAGAGGGCUGUCCUGCGCCCGUGGCAAACAUGUUUGUUUCAGCUCUGGCAGAUCUUCGGAAGAUGUGUCACCUGGCUCUUCUCUCGCUGCUUGCUCCAGCUGCAUACGUCACUGCGGCAGAGGCCGCUUUUCGAAGACUCGACAGCGCAUUCGCCCCUCCCGGCACUCUAUUCCACCAGCCCGCUAAGCGCCACGCGCUUUCAUCACUCCGCGAGGCUCUGCAUAAAGGCACGGCAGAAGCGGUGCUGCUCACGAGGGAGCCUGCAACAGAUACGGCCAUGCAGCAAUGGACAGGCACCUUCACUCUGCCCACUGAGCAUCACCAGCCGGCCGCUGACUCAUCAUCCGGCCGGGAGCAGUACAACUGGCUACAGGCGUGGUACCCGGUGCUGUUGUCUGAGAGUGCUGACCGGGGCCGCGCCCAUGCGGUUCGUGUGCUGGGGAGUUCGUUCUGUGUGUGGCACGACGGCAAUGCGUGGCGGUGUUAUGUCGACCGCUGUCCGCACCGGCUGGCGCCGCUGAGUGAGGGCAUUGUGGACAAGUACCAGCACACCAUCACGUGUGCCUACCACGGCUGGGCCUUCGGCGGACCCGACGGCAAAUGCCUUGACAUCCCCCAGGCAAAAAACACCAAUGUCAAAUUCGCUACCAAAAACAAAAGGGCAUGCGCACAAGCCGUACCUUGCCAGGUAUGUAACCGACACACACACACACAGACGGUGAUCAGUCGCAUGGUAGGGAGGCGUGAUGCUCGGCGUGUGUGUCGUGUUGGUCUACAGGUGCGUCAAGGUCUUGUGUGGAUAUGGCUUGACCUCUCACCCGAGGGGCUGGCGCUCGCCAAUGUCACCGAGCCAGCUGUCGUGCCCGAGCUCGACGAGCCAGCCUUCAAGAAGACUGAGGCAGAGGGCCGCCACAUGUUCUAUAUGCGGGACAUGCCCUACGGAUGCGAGGCCCUCCUUGAGAAUGCCAUCGACCCGUCACACGUGCCUGGUGGGGCGGGGCGGCAACCACAGCCACACGCCACACACAUUAGAAUGGAUCCACUCUUUGUGUGUGCCUGUGUUGUUUGCCCUGGUCAGUAACGCAUCACAACGCGCUGACAUUGCAGGGUGCGCGGAUGUCCCGCACGACGACCAAGCCGCUGGACAUGGUGCUCAAAGAGCGGGACGUGUCGAUGAGGGAGGGCUUCACAACCAUAGUGAGGUCUGGCGGGUCCAAGGCCUUCGACAGCUACACGGUGAGCUUCAUGCCACCGGGGCGCCUCAUGUACCGCACGCAGAAGGGCGACCGCAUCAACUACUCCAUCUUCUACUGUGUGCCGCAAGAGCCUGGUGACUACCGCCACACAGACGGACAGAGACAGGGGGAGAGAAUCAGAUCACGGCUCUCUAUCUUUUUCUGUGUGUGUGCGUGCAGGUCGCUCUCGCUUCUUUCUCCGUGCUGCGUCGACUCUGCCUCAGCCGUACGACUGGCUGCCCCAGUGGGUGCGCCACACAUGGGAGACCGCAUUUCUUAACCAAGAUAUGGUCUUCCCACACGAACAAGGUCAUCCACACACACACACACUUCUUGUGCGCUAGGCGACAUGUCCUCGUGUAUCUCUGCUGUGUCGUGUAUGCAGAGCGUCAUCUGCUGAAUCUGAAGGCGGCGAUGGAGUCCGAUUCGCCCCAUGAGGCCACAGUGGACCGGCUGUACUACAUGCCCGCGGCGGCUGACGUGCCUAUCCGUGCCGUCCGUCGGUGGCUGCAGCGCUUCUCCUACCCAGGUGUCAUUCCCAACUUCAUCAACAUCAACCCUGUCCUCAAGGGCAGCUCGGUAAGACACACACACACGUGAUGGAUGGGGGGAUGGAGGGACGGGAGCAGAGCCUAGAUGGGUGUGUGUGUUGGUGUGUGUGUGUAGGCUUUGGGUCCUGCAGAGCGGAGCCGGGAGCGUUUGUUGACUGCAUGGGACUCACACACCAAGUACUGCCCCUACUGCAGGGGGGCAUACAGGAACCUCACGUGAGCUCAGACGACGAUACAUACAUACCAGCCAGCUGGCCGGACGGACGCAUAGACCUGCAUGCUGCUGUCUGUCUGUCUGUCUGUCUGUGUGUCGUGUUCCUUCGUUCAGUCUGAUAAAGUAUUUUGCGAUUGGUGUGGCGCUCCUGUCGUCCUCAUCUUCUUUCGCAGCUAUAAUGCUGAGGUGGGUGCCAGUGCAAGGCAGGCACAGCACAGCAUCGUUUAUACGAGCGAUGAUGGCUCCAUUCAUCAUUCUUUCCUCAGGCGCGUUGGGAUGAGCGGCACACUGGCUCUGUCGGCGGCGCUGGGCGGGCUGCUGGCCCGAUGGCUGCACGUGUUUACGAGGCGGUUUGUGUAUGAGGACUUCUCACAUCAGCUCAACCAGGAGGACUACAUAUUGGCCGCCAACCGACUCAGGAACCUGUAGCAGGGCACCGCACCCAACCCACUGUAGAGAGUGUGGCAGGGCAGAUGGACCUGUGGGCGUGGGCACCCAUGGAUUGGUUUGGGGGUUUUUUUUUGUUUUGUUUUGGUUGAUCCCGCUGCAUAUGGGGAAAGUUUGUAUAUAAGACCAACCGAUCUGACGGACGGACUUGUGUGAGAGAGUCGUAUGUAUUUGUUUCUCUGUGUAUGGUAUGCGGCGGUGCGCGCUCGCACGGCCUCUGGUGUGGUGCAGUGCACGGCGGCCUCCAUGUGUAUUCUAUGCGAGGCGGGCCGGCUGGCUGGCUGGCAGUUGUGAAGAGAAGAAAGAGAGUGCGUGGCGACUUUCUCGUCGUGAGAGGAGAGAGCGCAUGAUGGUCGCUCGCACAGUGAGUGAGG
Vitrella brassicaformis is the source of this 2839-nucleotide messenger RNA. The record is from the annotation of a GenBank genome assembly. NCBI's taxonomy places the organism in Eukaryota, Vitrellaceae.